UAUAAAUUGAAAGCACCCAUCUUAGAUAGGCAAACACUCAAACAGAAGCAAUUUACAAGGCACAAGGUUACAUACACGGAUUAGCUUACAUUCACAAUUUGCUUCAAGAAUGAGCAACAGCACCACCAUGGAUGCAAAGAAGUCUAACAAGAUCAGGGAGAUUGUGAGGCUUCAACAGAUUCUCAAAAAGUGGAGAAAGAUCGCUAACUCGUCAAAAGCGAGCUCCAAUACCAUCAGCAGCAGCAACAAGAGCAUCAAGUUUCUGAAAAGAACACUUUCUCUAUCAGAUAAAACAGGCAGUACCUGUGAAGCUUCUAACAAUGCUCAUGUCCCCAAAGGCUACCUUGCUGUUUGUGUUGGAGAAGAGCUCAAGAGAUUCGUCAUUCCAACAGAUUAUCUUGGCCGUCCUGCUUUUCAGUUUCUGCUGAGAGAAGCUGAGGAGGAGUUCGGGUUUCAACAGACCGGCGUUCUGAGGAUUCCAUGUGAGGUUUCUGUGUUCGAAGAGCUUCUGAAGAUGGUGGAGGAAGAUAGGGAUAGAUUCUUCAUGCAAGGAUGCUAUUCAGAAAGCCAGCUCAACUUUUACCACCCAGAAAGCCCAAUGUGCAGAUAAUAGUUUGAAUUUUUCUUUUCGGUACUACUCAUUUAGAUCUCUUCUUCAGAUGAGAAGGAGAAGUAUUUUUACGUUGAGUAUGUAAUGUGUAUAUCAAUCUGAUGCAUUUUAUCAGGCAUCCAAUCCAAUAUCUUAAUCUGUGGAAACUAAAUUUCUAUUCCAACAUCUUAUAGUCAAUCAACAAACAAGCAUUUUCAUC
Molecule: messenger RNA, 809 nt
Organism: Rosa chinensis
Lineage: Eukaryota; Viridiplantae; Streptophyta; Magnoliopsida; Rosales; Rosaceae
Product: auxin-responsive protein SAUR71
Exons: 1
Coding region: 110-610 (166 amino acids)
Biological process (GO): response to auxin
Source: RefSeq, a predicted model, not a curated record